Molecule: messenger RNA, 473 nt
Organism: Coregonus clupeaformis (lake whitefish)
Lineage: Eukaryota; Metazoa; Chordata; Actinopteri; Salmoniformes; Salmonidae
Product: cytochrome b-c1 complex subunit 9
Exons: 2
Coding region: 40-228 (62 amino acids)
Biological process (GO): mitochondrial electron transport, ubiquinol to cytochrome c
Source: RefSeq, a predicted model, not a curated record
GUCGUAAUUUCCUCCUUCUCGAAAUCUCCAUCAGUUAACAUGUCGCUCGCGAAAGGUGUCUACAAUUUGCUCUUCAGGAGAACAUCUACUUUUGCCGUUACCAUCAUGGUCGGAGCAGUGUUUUUUGAACGAAUGUUUGACCAGGGAGGCGAUGCCAUAUUCGAGCAGUUGAAUCGGGGGAAACUCUGGAAACACAUCAAACACCAAUACGAAACUGAGGAGGAAUAGAAGUGUUCCGGCGCAAAAGACGCCAACGCCACACUUACGUACCAUUACCCUGAGUCGGUCUUCAUGGACAUUGAUCUGGCACGACGAGGCUGACUACUGGCUACCAGAAACUCUAUGGGCGUUAGACUUGUCAGAACAUCAUGGAAGUGUUUCCUAUCAACUGUCAUUGUCAUGCCCUCCUGUUCCUCACCAUUUGUAAAUGUACUGAUAAGUUAAAACUGUUAAUAAAUUAAACGUAAACCUGA